This is a messenger RNA of Hibiscus syriacus, 768 nucleotides long. RefSeq names its product cyclin-U1-1-like. The record is from RefSeq and is a predicted model, not a curated record. Bases 61 to 768 code for a protein of 235 amino acids. The transcript is spliced from 3 exons. Gene Ontology annotation, molecular function: protein kinase binding. Lineage: Eukaryota; Viridiplantae; Streptophyta; Magnoliopsida; Malvales; Malvaceae. Gene Ontology annotation, biological process: regulation of cyclin-dependent protein serine/threonine kinase activity.
AACAAGGCUCCCAACAUUAACCCAAGUUGUCUCCGAUACUUCCCUUCACAGGGGUGUAAAAUGUUAACCGCCAGCCACAAUCCUACCCACCAAAUCCGGCUACCCAAGUCAAGCCUAGCUGAUACCACAACACCCAGAGUCCUCACCAUUAUAUCUACAGUUUUAGAAAACCUAGUGGCUCGGAACGACAGGCUUGUUGAGGUCCUGAGCGAGGGGUUAGAUGGCGGUGGCUCUGCUGCUGCUGCCGCGCAAGGGAAAGGCCUGAAGGCGUUUCAUGGCGUCAGGGCUCCCAAUAUAAGCAUACCAAAGUACUUGGAGAGGAUAUACAAGUACACAGAUUGCAGCCCAUCAUGCUUUGUUGUCGCAUACGUCUAUAUAGACAGGCUUUUGCAUAAAGCCCCUGAUUCGCUCAUCGUAUUCAUGAACGUCCAUAGAUUGCUGGUUACCAGCAUCAUGGUUGCUUCCAAGAUGAAUGAUGAUUCGCAUUAUAACAACGCCUUCUAUGCUCGGGUGGGAGGAUUGAGAAAUGCUGAGGUGAACCGGCUAGAGCUAGAGCUGCUUUUCCUUUUGGAUUUUGGGGUCACGGUUAGCUCCCCUGUUUUCAAGAGCUAUUGCUUCCACUUGGAGAAAGAGAUGUCGACGGACGGCGACACUGGCGGGAACAAAGUAGAAAAGGGAAUCAUAAGCCCCAUUUUGAUUGACGAUGUGGCCGAAAUAUCGGUCGACGAAGAUAGUCGAAGUUUUUCGCCCCCUCGAGUUGUGGACUAA